Opisthorchis viverrini is the source of this 800-nucleotide messenger RNA. RefSeq lists its product as hypothetical. Gene Ontology annotation, molecular function: aspartic-type endopeptidase activity. NCBI's taxonomy places the organism in Eukaryota, Metazoa, Platyhelminthes, Trematoda, Opisthorchiida, Opisthorchiidae. The transcript is spliced from 4 exons. The record is from RefSeq and is a predicted model, not a curated record. The coding region runs from base 1 to 720 and encodes 239 amino acids. Gene Ontology annotation, biological process: proteolysis.
AUGCAGAUUGGCGAAUAUGCCAUUCCGGGGUUUAACGUACAACUGAUCGAAAACUUGAGAUUGCUUCCAAAUUUUCUCCGUUAUUUUUCUGGAAAACUGGGACUCGCACCUACCUCUGACCUCCUUGCAGAAAACUUUGUUCAGGCUCUUCAAAGACUACUUCCAAAUGAACCUGUAUUCACAUUUUGGUUUCGCCCGGACGAAGAUGGAGUGUUCAGGAGCGGGAUUUUCUCGUUCGGCGGGAUUCAUGAUUACCGCAGUGAGGGGCAAGUGAUAUACCAUCCCUUGGUGUCAGUCGAUUCAUGGAUAAUUCAAGCUACCAAAAUUUUACUGGGACAAGUUGUACUAUGUGAGCAACAUUGCAACAUUCAAUUCAACACCGCACUUCCUUAUUUAUAUGGGCCCCAAGAGAAAAUCGAAGAAGCUCAACGUUUGCUAGAUGUAGAAACUAACCGAAUGCACUUGGGAGCACAUGUCAUGGAUUGCAACGAAAACUACCCGUUACUUAUUGUUCAUUUUGGCGGGCAGCAAUUGCAAUGGAGAAUGAAUGAUUUCUGGGAAAAGAGAAUGGAUAGAAGGAAAGUCACCUGCAUAUUGGGGAUGCGCGCCUCAUCGUCCGGGCCCGGAUGGAUAUUUGGUCACAGAGUGAUGUUCCGAUUGUUUACAGUUUUUGAUCGCAUUGGUUCACGGAUAGGAAUCGCCAAAGCAAACCGUCCAUAAGACACUUCCGUUUAGCGCAGAACGCAGUCCAGUGAUGGAUGUUCUGUGCAUUGUUUAAUCAUGAUGCUUUUACAUUCCAG